Molecule: messenger RNA, 2067 nt
Organism: Penicillium cinerascens
Lineage: Eukaryota; Fungi; Ascomycota; Eurotiomycetes; Eurotiales; Aspergillaceae
Product: methylenetetrahydrofolate reductase (NAD(P)H) MET12
Exons: 2
Coding region: 1-2067 (688 amino acids)
Biological process (GO): tetrahydrofolate interconversion
Cellular component (GO): cytosol
Molecular function (GO): methylenetetrahydrofolate reductase [NAD(P)H] activity; FAD binding
Source: RefSeq, a predicted model, not a curated record
AUGGAGAAGAAGAUUACGGAGAAGAUCGCGGCAUUGCCGCCCGACGCAAAUUACUUUUCGCUGGAGUUCUUCCCUCCUAAGACCCGGAUGGGUUUUGCGAACCUUUCUGCGCGUCUGGAGCGCAUGGCUCAGGCCCUGCGUCCGUUGUUCGUGACGGUCACUUGGGGUGCAGGUGGAAGCACGGCGGCCCGUUCCCUCGAGCUGGCGGAGGUCUGCCAGCGCCAGCUGCAGUUGACGACCGUCCUGCAUCUGACAUGCACCAAUAUGAGCCGUGCAUUGGUGGAUAUGGCCCUGGAGGAGGCCAAGGUGCUGGGCAUUCGCAAUAUUUUGGCCCUCCGUGGAGACCCGCCUCGCAGCGAGGAAUACAAUAUGCAUGGAGAGGACGAUAGCAACAAGGACUUCACCUUCGCCGUGGAUCUAGUUCGAUAUAUUCGCAAGCAGCAUGGUGACUACUUCUGCAUUGGUGUUGCCGCGUACCCAGAGGGCCACCCUGCCGACGCUUUCCAGGAAGUUCAGGAUCCCAUGCGUGAUCUGCCCUAUCUGAUCGAGAAGACCGUUGCCGGCGCAGACUUCAUCAUGACCCAACUCACAUAUGAUCUCGAGGCUUACACAAAGUUUGAGAAUAUGCUUCGCAACCAUGAGUCUGGGGUCUUCAAGACCAUCCCCAUCAUUCCGGGCCUGAUGCCCAUUCACAGCUAUAAGAUCCUCACUCGCGUGACAAAGCUCAGCAAUGUGCACAUCCCGGCCCCCAUUGCCAAACGCAUGGAAGAGUUGAAGCAUGAUGACGAUGCUGUCAAGCGGGCGGGUGUUGACGUCGUCAGCGAUGUCGUGGGUGGUAUCCAAGAGCUCAAGUCGCCGGGCCCGCGUGGUUUCCAUUUCUACACUCUUAACUUGGAGAAAACCGUUUCUUUCAUCCUCGAGCGAUGUGAUUUGAUCCCGCCAUUUUCGACCAUUGACGAAUCUGCCAUUGAAGACGUGGAUGUCUCUGUUUCUCUUGAUACCCGUGCUCGCUCGCUGGCGAGACGCCGGUCUUCUGUCAAUUCGCAACCACACAACCGUGUCAUUGUGGACAAGUUUUCUGGAAAAGAGUCAUCGCAUGAUUCCGUACAUGAGGCGCUGGCAAACAGUGCCGGGUUGCCGGCAAUGCCUCCCGGCCGCGGGACCACUCUUCAAAUCUCGGAGGGCCUGGGCGCUCUUGGCCGAGAAGCUACAUGGGACGAUUUCCCCAACGGCCGAUGGGGUGAUGCGCGCUCACCUGCGUUCGGUGAAAUUGACGGCUAUGGGCCUUCACUCCACGUCACCUCCGCGGUCGCUCGACGACUGUGGGGCCACCCUGUCGAACACUCCGACAUUAACACCAUUUUCCGUCGCCAUGUCACUGGUGAGCUGUACAUGGUCCCGUGGUCAGAGGGCGGUGCCGAAGAGGGCGGCGGCUUGAAUGCUGAGACAGACCUGAUUCGUCCUGAGCUUCUCAAGCUCAUCGACGGCCGCGGCUGGUGGACACUGGCCUCCCAGCCCGCCGUUAAUGGUGUCCGCAGUGACGACAAGAUCUUUGGCUGGGGCCCACAGCGUGAGGGUUUUGUCUUCCAGAAGCCGUUCGUCGAGUUCUUCUGCCCGGACAAGGAUUACAAAGAAAUCCUCAAGCCAUUGUUCGAGAAGCACGGCCAUGACAAGCUUACCUGGUUCGCCACUAACCAGACUGGAGCUUUCGAGUCUUCCCUCCCCAUACAGCCUGCUGACAUCGACCUCGAAGAGCUUGACUCAAACCCGGAAAGCGUCAACGCCGUCACCUGGGGUGUCUUCCGCGGCAAAGAGAUCGUCACCCCUACUAUUAUCGAAGAAGUCAGUUUCCGUGCCUGGGGUGAGGAAGCGUUCCGUAUCUGGGACGAAUGGCGUCGCAUUUAUCCUCACAACUCACCCACCGAGCGGUUCCUAAACACCUCCAAGAAUGAGGCCUGGCUUGUCUGCGUCGUCGGACAACAGUUCGGCGCUGGUACCCCACGCGGCAGUAAAGAGGAGGAGGAUGAAGUCAAGUGGAUGUGGCGCGUGCUGGCAGGUGAGGCUUAG